This is a messenger RNA of Perkinsus marinus ATCC 50983, 2919 nucleotides long. RefSeq lists its product as hypothetical. The transcript has 18 exons. Gene Ontology annotation, molecular function: protein kinase binding. Bases 40 to 2919 code for a protein of 959 amino acids. NCBI's taxonomy places the organism in Eukaryota, Perkinsozoa, Perkinsida, Perkinsidae. The record is from RefSeq and is a predicted model, not a curated record. Gene Ontology annotation, biological process: regulation of cyclin-dependent protein serine/threonine kinase activity.
AGGUUUUCAACUCCGUCGUCUGUCGACUGGCUUUCGAUAAUGUCUGCAAUGGCCUUCAUAUCACCUCGUUCUUGGGUUGGCAAUAAGGACCGCGAGAGAUUUUGUCAUGAAAGGACCCGUCAGAAUAAUAGCAGGGAUCCACAUACCACGCUACUGCGAAGAUACUCUACAAUGAUGGAGACCAAGACCACGUUCAAGCGAGUUGAGAAGGCCGACUGCGGCGCUAUGGCGGCUUGCUGUAGCUUUCCGUCCUCAUCUUACGCCUCUUAUAGUGACAGAUGGUUGCGAGCAACAACUAGAGGCGACGCAUAUGCUUGUCGAUCGAUACUCAAUGUUACGACAUCACCCGAAAGUACGGGGACGAGUGGUCCGAGUACCAAAGCAUCGACUCAACCUUGUUCGAGCCCACAAGAUACCUCUGACGGUCGUCUGGGCUUCGAGCAUGACGACUCUGAAGAGGAGUACCCACGCGGUAUAUCAUCUCGAGACAUUCCGGACCGAACAGAUAUUGACUGCUUUUUGCCGUCUUUGUCGAGAGUCUUGGACCACCUUAUUGUGCUGGGAGAAGAGAGAGAGAAGAGCAUGGCGAACAGCAACAACAACAAACCUGUGCGAUCUCGGUUCCAUUCGGUCGCUGUUCCAAGUAUCUCAAUUUCCGAUUAUCUUAUACGAUUAUCGAAGUUCUUCCACUGCUCCGGCGAAUGCUUUGUGAUUGCUUUGGUGUAUUUGGAUCGUGCUGUGAAGGAAUCGUCUCAUUCGGAGGACACUGAUGUUGAUGUCACGGUCACUGGUCAAGAACAUACCACAAUUUUCAACAUCACACGCUUGAAUGUGCACAGAUUGUUUCUGACAGCUUUAACUUUGGCCGCUAAGUAUUACGACGACUGUUAUUACGCGAAUAAAAGAUACGCUGAAGUUGGAGGGGUGUGUACCAGAGAGCUUAACUCGUUGGAAGCCUCAUUUCUCGAAAUGAUCCAUUAUCGUUUGUACGUAGCACCGGAAGAGUACAUAGCGUACAAGAACGAAGUGGAGAAUGUGUCGAGGCCAUGCUUCACUGCUGAUGUGAAUCGAUUUUUGGGCGUUCCUGCUUCCCGUUACUUCUGUCGUUGUCUUUUGAUGCGAGCGGCUGAGUCUCGGAGGGUAACUGAUGCCCCGUCACAGUACUCGAACGAGGAGGCUAUGUUGAUCGAGAGCCUCAGGAAGCAGGUGCAAUUACUUUCCUUAGAGAACUCACUAUUGUUGAAGAAGGCGGAGGUCACCGUAGCUCCUCGGGUAGGGCCUGAGCAAAGCCAUCAGGCAGCGCAGUCAGUUGGAGUGUGUCGAGAGGCAGCAACUGAGGGCUUGGAGGCUUCGAAACGAGAGAUAAGUGAACUAAAGAAAGUUCUGGCUGAGGAACGAACAGGAAUGGCAGAGUUGAGGAAGAAACUUGACAAGCAGAAAAUUGAAAGUGAGAAAUCGGUGGCAGAGCUCAACUUAGAUGCCCAAAGCAGAAUAGAGAAGUUGGCUAAGGAAUUAGAGUGCACCAAAAAGCAACUGAAGAUGGCAGAUGAGGAAGCGGACACUAUCUGGGCUGAGAGGGUCCAUUCUGAGAGGCGCCUCAGGGAUAUCAUAGAGCAGGGAGACGGUGAAUUGCACAAGUUGAUGGCUGAGAUCUCAUCUUGUCGAGCGUUAUUGGAUGAACGUGAGAAGGCUCUGCAAUUAAUGGAGACUCGUGUAGCUGCCCGGGAUGUAGUCAGGCAUGAUGAAACGACACUUGAACGUCGAGCAAGAGAGCUCGAUGAAGAGUGUGAGAAUCUGAGGCGCAUCUGCGAUGUUGAAAGGGAGGGAAGAGUGGCGGCAGAAGAGAGGCUCGAAGCGGCGGAAAAGGAGUUGACCACCUUGCAUAAGGAGUGUGAGAAACUCCGAGGAGAGACCGAGCAGUUACCGACAGUAAAGGCGAAGCUCGCUGAGUGUAGGAAGGAGCUGGAACGGACUGUAGCGGAGAAGGCGGAGCAGAUGUCUCGAGGAGAUCGCGAGUGUUGCAAUAGACAAGCAGCUGAAAAAGAGUUGAAAAAGUUGAGGGAGGAAAUGGACGAGUUCCUCGUGAAAAUGCGGUCGGAGAAGGAAUGUUUCUAUCGCGCUCCUGUUUUGGGUGAUUACGGCAAGUGGAUGAUAUAUUCAAAGACGCAGAUGCAAGUCGAAACUCUAAAGCGAGAAGUGAAGGAGGCGAGAACGUUGCUGAUGGGAGAACAAGGAGAGGCAGCCAAGUCAAGGGAUGAGGUGUGUCGUCUGAGAGCUGAGCUGGACUUGAUGAAGACGUCGCAGUUGGAUAGGGUAGUGCAAGAGAAUGAUCGAUUGAAGCGACGGAAUGCCGAAGCACAGCAGCUUCUGGACACAGCACAUGAUGAAGCUCUGAAGUUUCGGAAGGAGGCUGGUGACGCUGAGUUGUUGAGGAAGGAGAAAUCCCUGGCAGUGGAGGAGCUAGAGCGGUUGAAGCAAACAUACAGCGAGGACAGGGAGCGGCAUGCAGAGGAGGUGGCGAAUUUCAAGACAACCGUUGAAACACAACGACUACGGUUGAAGCGCUUGGAAAGCUUACACAACGAGAUAGAGAAAAUUGACUUACGCGGUGGCCUCUCAGCAUUGCAAGCUCUUGCCAGGACGGUGAGUGGUGUACGGGAGGAUGGGCAAACUGAGUUUUGGCUCAUGUUGAUCGUGAGUGGUGAUGAUAGAGGGCCUCUGGUUCUUGCCAUGACAGAUCCCUUCGCUGCUGCACCAGAAGAUGAUUCUGUCGAAGGUGCCCAAGCCGUAGAGAACAGAGCUGGCACGUGUGAGGAGGCGCAGGAUGAAGAUAACGUGAAUGCUGAGCCUGUUCUGUACCGUGUCCUCGAUGAUGUUAUUGAAGAGGAAAUGCGAAGGGUUGGUGACGUACUGGACUGA